Cornus florida is the source of this 1266-nucleotide messenger RNA. RefSeq lists its product as uncharacterized. NCBI's taxonomy places the organism in Eukaryota, Viridiplantae, Streptophyta, Magnoliopsida, Cornales, Cornaceae. The transcript has a single exon. The record is from RefSeq and is a predicted model, not a curated record. Bases 1 to 1266 code for a protein of 421 amino acids. Gene Ontology annotation, molecular function: aspartic-type endopeptidase activity. Gene Ontology annotation, biological process: proteolysis.
AUGACCUCGCAAAAUGCUCCUUUCUUGCCUGGAUCAACUCAUCAGUUAAACUCUGCCAAGUUCUUCCAUUUCCGCACCGGAAAAGACGAAUUUCUGAUUGCUCCGUCGCAAGGCAAAAAACGGAAGUAUACUUAUGUUAACGGCAUUCUUAACUUCAAAGGCUAUAAACCUUAUAGCCUCUGUGUUUUAAUAGAUACCGGUGCAACUACCAGUUGUUGCCACUAUAAUGCUUUGCCAUCCGAAAAAUGGCAGCAAAUGAAGCAUCCCAUUGGGGUUCAAGGCAUUGAUGCCGAAGCACCUUUAAAUGUGAUUCAGUUUAAGGCCAAAGACGUGGCAAUUUGGCUUAAUGAUAAAAAAUUCAUUAUUCCAAAGAUUCUAUGUUUCCCAUAUAUGCAUGGUGAUUUCAUUCUAGGAUGUAACUUUAUUUACAGUUAUCUUCCUUUACAACUUAACGAAAAAACCAUUUCGUUAACCCAGAAAGACCAAACAGUUGUUGAAAUUCCAAUCCAAGAAAACUUAGCUUCUGUUUGUAAUGAAAAAUUUUCUCCACCUAAAAGAGACUCUGACGCCUUAGUGCUACAAGACACUCAUUGGCUCUAUAACUCCCUCAGACAAAACUUCGCUGAAAAUCCACUUACCCUGUGGAAAAGAAGUCCUCGGUUUUGUAGACUACAACUCAAAAAUCGCAAUGUCAUCAUUCGGGUUAAACCCAUGAUCUAUCUGCGCCGUGACAUCGAUGAAUUUGAUGCACAACUUCAAGAUCUCCUUGAGAAAAAACUCAUAGAGCGUACUCGAAGUCCACAUAGUAGCCCUGCCUUUAUGGUAAGAAACCAUAGUGAACUCAAACGAGGAAAAGCCCGCAUGGUAAUCAACUAUAAACGGCUUAAUGAACAUCUCAUCUUUGAUGGAUAUUUUAUCCCACGCAAAGAUGUUCUCCUUAAUCAAACUCGCGGAUCCACUAUCUUCAGUAAGUUUGAUUGUAAAGCCGGUUUUUGGCAGAUCAAACUACGAAAAAAGUCUAAACCACUUACGGCUUUCAGUACUCCUCACGGUCACUACCAAUGGACUGUUAUGCCUUUUGGUCUGAACACAGCACCUCAGAUCUAUCAGCGCUGGAUGGACUCUAUCUUUAAUGAUCUUAAAGAUUUUGUGGUAGUUUAUAUAGAUGAUAUUUUAGUUUUCUCUAAAACCAGAGAUGAGCAUAAAAAACAUCUGCUCUAUCUUUCCGAAAAACUAAAAAAGAGUGUCGGCAACUUUCACUGUUGA